This is a messenger RNA of Adineta steineri, 2907 nucleotides long. The record is from the annotation of a GenBank genome assembly. Lineage: Eukaryota; Metazoa; Rotifera; Eurotatoria; Adinetida; Adinetidae.
AUGGAAGUUUAUCAAAAUGGUGAUGAUGUGUUUGAUGCAAUUGUAAUUGAUCAACAAAGAAAUCAAAUAAUUAUUGGAGCAAAAAAUGCAAUAAUACGUUUAUCAAUUGAUGAUUUUCAUGUAUUAGAAAGAUUUCAAUGGGAAUCAUCAAUAAAUGAAAUAAAUAUUUGUCGUAGUCAAAUGAAAUCAAGUAAUGAAUGUGAGAAUUAUAUUCGUGUCUUAGCUCUUCGUUCUUCUGAUCAAUUAUUAUUAACUUGUGGUACAAAUUCUUAUCAACCAAUUUGUAUAUGGCGUCAACCAGAUUCACUUUCAACAAUUAUUUCAAAUGAAAAAUUUAUUCCUGGUGAUGGAAAAUCUCCAUAUAAUAGUCAAUAUUCAUCAGUAUACAAUCUUAUUGAUACAGGUGAAUUAUAUUCUGCUACAAGUAAUGAACCAUUAUUUGGUAUUAAUGAUCCAUUAAUACAAAAAAGUUUUAGUCAAAAUAAACAAUUACGAACACAACAACAUGAUUCAAAUUGGUUAAAAAAUCCAUAUUUUGUUCGAAUAUUAAAUAUUGGACAAUAUAUUUAUACAUUUUUUCGUGAAAUAUCUCUUGAACAUCUUUCAUGUGGCACAAAUGUUUAUUCUCGUAUUGCACGUGUAUGUAAAUAUGACGAUGGUAUGAUGAAAUAUAGUGAUACAUUUCGUUCAUAUUCAAAAUUACGUUUAUCAUGUUCGAAAAAAUUAUUAAAUGAAAUAACAUCAUUUGAUUUUAAUGAAUUACAAUCAAUUUAUUAUGAUUCAGCAUUAAAUUUUAUUUAUGGAGCAUUUAAUUUACAAAAAAGUGGUUUAGUGGGAUCAGCUAUUUGUAUUUAUACAGUUGAUGAACUUGAAAGUGUUUUUAAAUCAUCCUUUCUAACACAAAAAUCUAAUGAAUCAUAUUGGUUACCAUCUUCGAUGAAACAAGAAGCAGAAAAAUGUGAAUCAAAUCAAUCAAAUAACAUUUCAUCAAUUCCAUUAGGACCUGUACUUCGAUCAGGUGUUCUUCAAUCAUCAUUUGAUGCACUCGUGUUCGAUGAUAUUCAUAUUGGUCAUUUAUUAGUUGAUCAAUUGAAUGAUAUAACUAUUUUAUUGGUUAUUACGUUGGAUGGUUUAUGGUUAAGAAAAUAUUCAUUAUUACUUGAUAGAAAACUAUGUUUAAUUGAACAAAUUCAAUUAAAAUCACCGAUGAUAUCAGCAAAUUCAUGGAAAAUAAAUAAAGCAGAAUUUAUUUCGAAAACCAAAGAAAUUGUUAUAACAACUUCAAUAUCUGUAUUAAAAAUAUCUGUUGCACGUUGUAAUCGUUUUAAUACAAGUUAUCUUUGUUCUGCAUCAAUGGAUCCAUAUUGUACAUGGAAUAAUCAUUAUCAACGAUGUAUUUUAUCUACUGAAUCAUCAUCAUCGAGCAUUUCUUAUCAAUCAUUAACAUGUCCAAAUUUGAAUAUUACAAUUGAUGGUGGUUGGACAUCUUGGUCAUCAUGGUUUCUAUGUGAACAAGAUACAGGUGAAAAAUGCCAUUGUCGUAUGAGAUCAUGUACACAACCGAAACCACAAUAUAAUGGAAAAUUCUGUCAAGGAAAUCAAAUUGAAAUAAAUCGAUGUGAAGUUCAUGGUGGUUGGUCACCAUGGAGUGAUUGGAGUAUAUGUCCGCAAAUAUGUGGUAAAAUAUUUCGAUCAAGAACACGAACUUGUACUAAUCCUGAACCGAAAAAUAAUGGAAGAAUUUGUAUUGGAUCUGAACGUGAAGAAGAACCAUGUCCGGAAAUAAUCUGUUCAAGUGAAACUUCAAGAUUAAGUACUUGGAGUGAAUGGAGUUUAUGUUCAAAAGUAUGUGGAGGAGGAAUACAAAAACGAAGACGAACAUGUUUAAAUAAUAAUGGAAUAUGUAAUGAAUGUUUAGAUGAAAUACGUAUAUGUAAUGAAUUACCUUGUCCAAUUGAACAAACGACAAUGUGGAGUAAUUGGACGAGAAUUAUAUCGAACGAUGAUGAAUUAAAUAAUGAUGAUAUGAUAAGAGAAAUACGUAAUCGAUUUGUUUGUACAAUACCUUUGACAACUGAUCAACAAUCGUUAGUAAUCAAAUCAGAUAAGAUUAUGUAUAGAAUAUGUGAUCAUAAUGGAAAUUAUUGUCAAGAAAGAGAUUCACUUGGUCAAUGGUCUCAAUGGUCUCAUUGGAGUGAAUGUUAUCCAUCUUGUGGUAUUGCUGGAUCAAUUCAAACACGUCGUCGUACAUGUUUAGAUAAUCAAUGUAUUGGUAAAAAUAUUGAAAAACGUGAUUGUUCAUUUUGUUCAUCACAAUUAAAAAGUAAUUGGUCUUGUUGGACAGAUUGGUCUGAAUGUUCUUUAUGUACAUCUACACAAUCAUAUUCAACUAAAUUUCGUACUCGUAUAUGUUUGACAAAUACAUGUAAUGGUUUAUCACGUGAAGAACGUUCAUGUUUAUGUCCAUCAUAUUUUCCAUUUUUUAAUGAUUAUCGUUUUACAUUAAUUCAUCUGGUCUUAAUGAGUUUAAUAUCGUUUUUAAUGGGUUGUUUAGUAAUACUUUGUGUAUAUGGAUUAUAUUAUCAUCAUCAUCAAUAUCGUGAUAAAUAUUUUCAAAGAUCAACAUCAAAUUCUUCAUCAAGUCCACAUACAGCUAUUGAUUCAGAUACAUUUACAACAUUAUCAAAUACAAAUAAUAAUCAAAUUAAAUUUCGACAUUUUGAUUCAGGAUCAAUAUCAGCAACAGAUAUUAAUAAUUAUCUUAAAGAUAUUCCAUCAAGAAAAUUAAAUAUGUAUAUUAAUCCAAGAGAUAUAGUUCUAACACCACCACCACCACCAUUAGUAACAUUAAAAAGAACAUCAUUAAUGUCAUCAAUGAAAACAAAUCUUGAUGCUGAUGAUAUUUAA